CUCACUUUCGUUGAAUAUAGGGAAGUAUUUCUCGUUGGACCACCACACACCCAUCUGGCUACAUAGCUCGCCGUGAUCGUAUAGUGCUUCCGGAAGCGAAUGCGUGUCACGUGAUUUGAGCGCUGUCCAAUCAGCUGCCAGAAGCGGACGGCUCGUAAUUUUGAACAGACGGGGAACAGCCAGCGAUGAGUGCUGCAGCUAGUUAGCUGGUAGCAAAACAUCGACAGAUAUUUCUCCAAAUAAUGGACUUUACGCUGUUUCUCUACUCUGGAUAAAGUGGAAACAAAUCCGUGUUGUUAUUAUUAAACAUGGACUCUCAUAUUAUCACUCCUGGACCCUAUCGAGCCACAAAAUUGUGGAAUGAGGUGACACGUUUGUUUCGGGCCGGCAUGCCCGUCAGGAAGCAUCGGCAGAACUUCAGGCACCACGCUUCCUGCUUCACGGCCGCCGCCGCCGUGGACUGGCUGCACCAGCUGCUCCAGAGCAACAGCAACUUCGGCCCCGAAGUCACCAGGCAGCAAACCCUUCAGCUGCUCAAGAAGUUCCUGAAGAACCAUGUGAUCGAAGACGUGAAGGGCCGCUGGGGAACGGAGGACCUGGAGGACAAUCACAUGCUCUUCAGAUUCCCGUCUGCUUCUCCUCUGAAACCGAUCCCGUGUCCAGCUCCGGCGCCAGACUCCAGGUCCAUAAAGAAGCGGCCGUCACUCCGGGACCGGGAAGGUUUCUUCAGACUGAGGAACCUCAAGAAGCAGGAGAAAGACUCUAUGGAGAACGUGGAUCCUGCACUCCAAACACUGCAAGACGAAUCAAAUCCGCCGACAGAAGAGCAGCAGCACCAGAGACGAGAGCUGACGCUGGAGGAUGAACAGGAAAUCUGGAGAGACGUCACCCUGACGCACCUGCAGAGGAUUCUGGGCGUCUCUUCUCUGGAUGAGGUUUUGGACCAGCGGCACAUAAACCCCCAGAACAUCAUCCACAACAUGACUAACGUCAACAAACACGGAGUCGUCACGCUGGAGGACAAGAGCAAUGAUCUUCCUCAUUGGGUUUUGUCCGCCAUGAAGAGCCUGGCGAACUGGCCGAAGUACGACAGCGACCAGCCGUCCUACCCCGGCUUCGAAAGAGACGUCUUCAAAACGGUGUCCGAUUACUUCUACAGCCUCCCUCAGCCGCUGCUCACAUACGAACUGUACGAACUGUUCAUCAACGUCCUGGUGAUGUGUGGAUAUGUCGCAGCGCCCCCUACGCUCCAGCGUGGGAAGCGGAAGAGUUCGGAGCUGCCGUCGGUUGCGGCGCCGCCGGCCAAGUCGUCGUUUCUCUCCACGGAGUGCCUCCUCCUGUCGCUGCUCAGGCAGGGCUCAUGCGACGAGGCCGAGUCGCCCAUGAGGGACGUCCUCAGCGGGACGCUCCAGUCACGCAAGGAAUCGGGCGGCACGAAUCUGAAAACGGUUAGACUUCGCACAAGAAGCUGCUCCCUGGAAACCAUCCUGGACCGCUCUCCUCCUCCUCCAUGCGGCCUGCAGCCGUUUCCGUCCAGCAACGAAAAUCUUGUUUUCCCACCUCAGGAAGGGCACUUGAACACAACGUUUACGACCAAAGCGGACAGUUUUGUUCACGAAAACGCAGCAGGAGUUGUAACCAGGAGGAAACGCUCCGCGGGUUCCAGGGUUAGACCGUUAGACGGUCAGGUGUCGGCGCGGCCUCGCAGCGCCAGCAGCUGCCUGGACAUCGUCAUGGAAACCAAAGAAGAAGAAUAUGGAGGGAUGAAAUGGUCCAGUUGCCUCAACAUGAACCAGUAUCCUCCGUCUUCCUCCCAACAUCUUCUCUCUAUCCCAGCAAAAGCUCAAGCUCACGGCUCCACCCCCGCCUGCAGUACCUCUAACUUUUGGGCGCUGCCGGCGCCGGCCGUCCGCCGCUGCCUCAGCUCGCUGGACGUAUCCAAGCCGCCACAGCCGCAUCGGUCUGCGUCGCAGCUCAAUCUGCCCGUCUGCGUGGCUGCCAGAAACUUCCAGCUCCCCCAACCCAAACCUGAGCACAGCGUUCUCCAGCCGCAGUGCGAGCGCGUCGCCAUCGAGGCGCUGCAGCUCUGCACGCUGCUCCUCCCGCCGGCGUCCCGCAGGAAGCUGCAGCUCCUCAUGAGGAUGGCGUCCCGCAUCAGCCAGAACGUGGACAUGCCGCGCCUCCAUCCGGCCAUCGGCACCCGGACGCUGAUGGUCCACACGUUUUCAGGCUGCGUCCUGAGCAGCGCGGAGGACUGCGACCUGGACGAGCUGCUGGCGACCCGCCUCGUCUCGUUUCUGAUGGACCACCAGCAGAGCGUCCUCUCCGUCCCAGAAUACCUGCGGAGCGCCAUCAGGGACCACAUCCACUACCUGCGCGCCGUACAGGUUCCUGUCGACACGGGCCCAAACGACGGCGCCGACCCGGUUUGCGUUCCCAUGCCGAUGUACGCGUUCUGCAAACAGAUAAGCGGCGCUGAGUUUGAGCAGCAGAAAGCGGAGUCGUCCCAGAAGGCCAUGGAGGAGCUGCUGGAGAUCCUGCUGACGGACAGGAACCUCACCGAGAAGGACCGGCGCAAGAAGCUAAAGCAGUUUCAGAGGCAGUACCCUGACAUCUACAGCCGCCGCUUCCCUUCCUGCGGCGAACAGAGCAAAACCGACAGCAAGCCAAAGAUCAAACCGCCGCUGCUCAACAUCAAGAAGACCUUCAGCCUCAGGAACUGACGCCAUGACGCUCACAUCACGGUCAAAACUGUUACAUUAUUGGUGGAAAACGCCACUGAUAUCCGUUUGUGUUGGUUCAUUCUGUAGAUGAAGAGCGUCUCAUAGAGGCAGCUGAACAGAUUUAGAGUUCACACUUUGUUUUCUUUUCAAAUACUCUGCAAACAGCAUUUGCAGCAAGUUUGGGAGAAAUAUUAAACAUUUGAGCUUAAAUUUUAACUUAUAUAAAUAAUUACAUUGAGAGGAGCUCCAUUUGUCUAAAGUUUUAAAUCUUUUAGGAUAUUGUUUGCUUUUAUUUUAAAUGUUUUUAAGGACGUUUUGUUUUAAUGGAGGUUUU
Messenger RNA from Xiphophorus maculatus (southern platyfish), 3057 nucleotides. RefSeq names its product DEP domain-containing protein 1A-like (gene depdc1). Gene Ontology annotation, biological process: intracellular signal transduction. The record is from RefSeq and is a predicted model, not a curated record. Bases 309 to 2723 code for a protein of 804 amino acids. NCBI's taxonomy places the organism in Eukaryota, Metazoa, Chordata, Actinopteri, Cyprinodontiformes, Poeciliidae. The transcript is spliced from 14 exons.